GCUAUAUUUGACAACGCUGGUCCUUUGAGUUUCCUCCGUCGUGUCUUUAUGAGCUUCGAUUUAGCUCUCCGUCCUUCCUUCAUAAAGUGACGUUCUCUUUCUACUCCGCUUGGCAGGACGCUCCGAAACCCUAAUCCGUGUCGGACUUACUCAGAACAUAUCUUGGGAUUUGUGCAUUCAUUUCUUUGAUGUGCUUGUGUGGCUAUAUAUGUGGAGGUCCAUCUUCCAGAGCUGCAUAAGACAUGCUUUGGAGGUUUCCAUGACAUAACACUUGCUUAGAGUAUUGUGUAUUUGGACAAGCAAUUGGAGAUCUCUCUUGUUCUUCACAUACCCUCUUGGCUAAUAGGGUUAUUUGAAGAUUUUGGAGACUUCAUCGACGUAGGGAGAAGAAGCUCUGUGUGAGUUAAUCUUGAUUGUGAGUUCCUUUUAUAGAUGGAUUAUAGCUCAGGAGAGGAGUCGGAUAUAAGCGACUCUCAGAUUCCUGAACAGGAGGACAAAGCCUACUCAGAGUUGAAAAGCGGGAAAUAUAAAGUGAAGCGUUCAAAUGGCAUGUAUAGAUGUCCUUUCUGUCUUGGUAAGAAGAAGCGGGAUUAUCAUUACAAGGAUCUACUUCAGCAUUCUACAGGAAUUGGUUCCUCUAACCGUACGGCUAAAGUGAAGGCUAACCAUCUUGCUUUGUCAAAAUAUUUAGACAAGUAUCUCACCGAAAAUGCGAACCCAUCAGUAGAAUCGGUUUCUCAGAAUUCUUCCAAAACAGAGCAAGAGGAGUUGUUUGUUUGGCCCUGGAUGGGUAUCCUUGUCAAUCUUCUUACCGAGUUCAAUAAAGAUGGCAAGCCAGUCAGUGUAAGUGGUACUAAGCUUAAGGAACAACUGUCUGGAUUUAAUCCCUUAAAAGUCCAUCCACAAUGGAGUCCUAUGGGACCCACAGGAACUGCAGUUGUUGACUUCAGAAAAGAUUGGACUGGUUUCAAGGACGCUCUGGCUUUUGAAAAAUAUUUUGAAGCUCGACACCUGGGUAAGAAGGACUGGAACCAUAAAAAACAUGCUGCUCCUGAUAUGUAUGGAUGGGUUGCACGUGCUGAUGAUUACGAGUCCUCUGGUAAAGUUGGAGAACACCUACGCAGAAACGGCGAUCUAAAAUCUGUUUCUGAGAUUUCCAGAGAAGAGAAUAUGAAAACAAAAAAACUUGUUGCAAAUCUUGCUAGUGAGAUUGAAGUGAAGAACAAGCAUUUACAUGAACUAGAAUUUAAGUACAACCAGACCACCAUGUCUCUUGAUAAAAUGAUGACAGAUUUGAAGGAAAUGCUGCAUCAUGCUCACAACCAUUCAGUGAACGUCAUCAAAGAGAACGAGAAGUUAAGAGAAAAGCUUGCCUCAAAGAGAGAAGAGCUCAACUUCAGAUUUGAAGAACUGAAUAAUUUGGUUGCUCUGACUGAUACAGAGAGAAAGAAAUUAGAUGAUGAGAAAAAAAAGAAUGCUAUGAUAAGCAGCUCACUUGAAUUAGCAACCAUGAAGCAGAAAGAAGCUGAUGAGAGAGUCUCGAAACUUAUUGAAGAACAUAAGAGAGAGAAAGAUGAUUCCAUGAAAAGGGUAGUAGAACUGGAAAGGGAACUGGCUGCAAAACAAAAACUUGAGCUGGAAAUUGAACAGCUAAGUGGUGAAAUUGAAGUCAUGAAGCAUAUGGAAAGUGAAGAAGACUCGAUUAAGAAAAGGAUGGAAGAGAUGCAAGCUGAACUAAAUGAAAAAAUUGAAGAACAGCAAUAUCUGGAGUGUCUUAAUUCGAGUCUUACAUCCAAGCAUUUUGAGAGCAACACUGAAUUGCAGCAUGCUCGGAAGCAAUUGAUUAAGGGAUUGAGAGAUAUAUUAACCGACCGUACUAAAAUUGUGAUAAGGAGGAUGGGUGCUCUCGAUGCAAAGGCUUUUAAAGAUAUAUGUAAGAAAAAGUUUCCGAAGGAAGAGGCAGAUGUUAAAGCUACACUGCUUUGUUCUGAGUGGGAAGAACAUCUGAAGAACCCAGAUUGGCAUCCGUUUAAAGUAAUUACGAUCAAUGAUAAAGAGCAGGAAAUAAUAAGAGAAGAUGAUGAGAAGCUGACCUCAUUGAAGGAGCAAUGGGGUGAUGUUGCUUACAAUGCUGUGAAGGCAGCCUUGUUGGAACUAAACGAGUACAAUCCCAGUGGAAGAUACGUUAUACCUGAGCUCUGGAAUUUGAAAGAGGAAAGAAAAGCCUCAAUAGGUGAAGUGAUUGAAUAUGUACUUCAGCAGUGGAAACAAAACAAACGCAAACGACCUUAAUUCCAACGGUAACUCUAUUACACUGGACUGGUGCCUUAUUUUUCUCUCCAUAUUUGUCUUCUGCGUUUUUGGACAUCAUAUGCUGGAAGAAACAAUUGAUGUGGCUCUUAUCCUCUCUGCUCACGGAGGUAAGGAGAAGAAAAAGUAGCUGGGCCGUAUUGAACUCGGGCUAGAAGUUUUUUCUUUUCUGCUUAGGUUAACCAAAGGUUCUCUUCUUCUAGUCUGCAUUGUGUUAGUCACUCACUAUUUCUUUUUUUAAUGACUACAAUUCUAGUUCCUGCAUUUUAAAUUAAGAUUGGGUAGACCUGUCUUUUAUGAGCUUUUGCUUUGUUGCGUGUUGGAAUAUUUGCGGCGGUAGAGAGUGAUGUAGUUUAACAUCUUAGCUU
Messenger RNA from Dendrobium catenatum, 2678 nucleotides. RefSeq names its product factor of DNA methylation 5. The record is from RefSeq and is a predicted model, not a curated record. The transcript is spliced from 8 exons. Gene Ontology annotation, biological process: gene silencing by siRNA-directed DNA methylation. Bases 433 to 2292 code for a protein of 619 amino acids. NCBI's taxonomy places the organism in Eukaryota, Viridiplantae, Streptophyta, Magnoliopsida, Asparagales, Orchidaceae.